This is a messenger RNA of Mycotypha africana, 1094 nucleotides long. RefSeq lists its product as uncharacterized. Bases 221 to 820 code for a protein of 199 amino acids. Gene Ontology annotation, biological process: regulation of DNA-templated transcription. The transcript is spliced from 2 exons. The record is from RefSeq and is a predicted model, not a curated record. Gene Ontology annotation, molecular function: DNA-binding transcription factor activity, RNA polymerase II-specific; zinc ion binding. NCBI's taxonomy places the organism in Eukaryota, Fungi, Mucoromycota, Mucoromycetes, Mucorales, Mycotyphaceae.
GUUCCACAUGCACUUUACUUUCCUUUAUCUCUUACAACUCUCUUUCUGCUUACUUUUACUCAUCUUUAUCUUAGUCCUUCUUCUUAUCUUCUCAACUACGAAUAAUAUUCUGGUUUUUUACUGCUUUUUGCCCCCACGUCAUCAACUAAUCAUACCUUCAGCAUAGUAUACCCUUAUUCAUAAACCUGUAAAGAGCAUCAGAGAGUAUACUUUGCCGCCCAUGAGAGAAAAAUCAACAACUCAGCAAAAUCAGCAACAGCUAAAAGCAGAUACAGAGGAGGAUAUUGUCGGCCAUAGCGACGUUGAAAAAGUAAAAAAUGCGAAAACGGCAAAGAAAAGUAGUAAGAAUGCAUCAUCAAACGCCAGUAGCGCCACUAAACUCAAUGCGAACGGAGCGCCCAAAAGGCAAAAAAUUGUGAAGGCAUGCAGAGAUUGUCGCCGCAGAAAGGUUAAAUGUGAUGGUGGAACACCUUGUGGUACAUGUCGAAGAUCAUCUAUACCCUGUAUUUUUGAGGCUUCAUCACCCAAAAAAGCCAACAGUAGCAAUAAUAGUGGAAGUGGUUCAAGUACAACAGCAGGAGCUGCCGGAUUAGUUGCAACAACGGCAGCCACAAAGCAUUACAUUGAAUCGUUAGAGAACAAAAUAAAUGUUAUUGAAAGAGCUCUCAAUUCGUUGGGUGAGCCUACAAUACAGUUGGUGGAGGAAGCGAUGCGUAAACAACAAUUAUACACAGACAAUAAAAAUACGAUAACGAACGUACAGCAGGGUAAAAUCAGAAGUGCAGCUUGCUCUUAUAUAGUUUAUGUACAUGCAUAUUGACAUUAUUUGACUCUAUUUGGAUUCACAGGUAUUACACCGCUGUUUAGUUCAACUGAUGAUAAGAAUAGAUUUUUUAUCAACGAGUUCGGCAGCCCUAAUUAUAUGCAAGAUAUCAUGGCAACAGCAUAUAUAGAUUCCCAAUCGUCGUCCUCACCAUCACCAUCAUCAUCCAAAAGCAGUAGUGGUUUACUACAGCCACCGCUGUUCGUGAUCACAGAAAUUGAAAGUGAUUACAUACAGUUCUACUUCAUUCAUAUUCAACCUUAUUAUCCUU